Molecule: messenger RNA, 1934 nt
Organism: Anastrepha obliqua
Lineage: Eukaryota; Metazoa; Arthropoda; Insecta; Diptera; Tephritidae
Gene: par-6
Product: partitioning defective protein 6
Exons: 5
Coding region: 152-1207 (351 amino acids)
Biological process (GO): centrosome cycle
Molecular function (GO): protein binding
Source: RefSeq, a predicted model, not a curated record
UUGUUGAAUUACAUUGCUUUUCGUUCUUUCUUUUAUAAUUUUAACCAAUUUUAGAUUUUCUGUUAGUUUUGUGAAAAAUUGUGUGAAUAACAAUAAAAAAAAUACGCAAGAUUCGAUUUGGUGUAUUGGCAUUUUAAUGCUAUAAAACAAAAUGUCGAAAAGUAAAACGAAUUCGAUGGCGACCGGAGAAACAAAUCUAAUUGAAGUGAAAUCAAAGUUUGAUGCAGAAUUUCGUCGCUGGAGCUUUAAACGUCAUGGCGAAAUACAAAAUUUCGAGGAUUUCUCUGCCCUCAUUGAAAAACUGCAUAGACUGCACACCCUACAAUUUAUUAUUUUAUACAUUGAUCCACGUGACAACGACCUGUUGCCAAUAAAUAAUGAUGAUAACUUUGGUAGAGCGUUAAAAAUUGCACGGCCAUUGCUGCGCAUAAUCGUGCAACGUAAAGAUGAUUUGGAGGAGUUUCCGGGUUUUGGCACAAUGAAGCCACGUAACAAUCUAAUCAGCAGCAUACUAGGUCAGACGCCAGUUAAGGCAAAGGCACCAACUAUUUCAAUACCACAUGAUUUCCGUCAAGUAUCGGCUAUUAUUGAUGUCGAUAUUGUUCCUGAGACGCAUCGUCGUGUACGAUUGUUAAAGCAUGGUAGCGAUAAACCGCUGGGUUUCUAUAUAAGAGAUGGAACGUCGGUACGCGUAACCGCAAACGGACUAGAAAAACAACCUGGUAUUUUCAUAUCGCGGCUUGUGCCUGGUGGCCUUGCUGAAAGUACUGGACUUUUAGCAGUCAAUGAUGAGGUUAUAGAAGUAAAUGGUAUUGAAGUGGCUGGUAAAACGCUGGAUCAGGUCACCGAUAUGAUGGUGGCAAAUAGUUCCAAUUUAAUAAUUACCGUAAAGCCGGCAAACCAACGUACGCUUACCUCGCCACGGCGCGGCUCAUUCUCGCGCACAAGUCAACUAUCGAGUGGUUCACAUCAUACUAAUCAGACUAAUACCUCUGAUGAGAAUGAACAAGACGAGCAAGAUGAAAUUGUUGAUCUGACUGGUGUAACACUCGAUGAUCACAAUAAUGUUACUUCACAGCAACAUCAGCAACAGUCAACGGUGCCUUCACCGGCAUUGAUUAUCACGUCACAACAUCACCAGACGUCAUCAACAGCUUCUACAGUUGUAGGCGGUGGCGAGUCCAAAGAUGGCAUACUACAUCUUUGAAUGGAAUAAGAGAAAUGGGAAAUCUAUAUUGAGAAUGUAAUGAAAAGAUCGAGAUAUUUAGACGAGGGCAAAUGUAACUUUCGAAAAUCGAACAAAGUAGAAGUGCGAAGUAUAUAUAUAUAUACAAUAUACAUAUAUAUAUAUACAAUUUGAAAAAGUUUUCAAGUCUACAAAAAUCUAAGCAAUCUUAGGCAUAAAAGAGAAAAGACAUAUACACACAAAUUUUCAUGUUUCAUGUUUUAUUUUUUGUUUCUACAUUCCAAACUAGUACUAUUUAAUUAUAAAUGAAUGUGUAAAGUGAAAAGUUAUUUAUGCGAUUGAACAGAUUGUUACGAGUUAAUUUUCAAAAACUAUGCCCGUUGUCGCGUUUUAACUACACAAACUGUAUUAUUAGGCACAUAUACACAUAGUUACAUACAUACAUAUCUGCAUAGAUGCCAGAAAAACGUGUGUUGUUAAUAUUUUUAAUCAUGUUUUAUUGUAGUUGUCUUCUUACUCUAUUAUACACAUACAUUUAAAUUUAGUGUUAAAUUGUCAGUUUGUUUUCAUUGUGCUAUUUCAUACAAUUCUUUGAAUUUAAAUAUACAUACAUAUGUAUUAUCUGACAGUGUACGUUAUGAAGCUCCUUAAAACUUCACAUUCCGAAAAGAACUUUGUGAUUUUAUGUAAUUCGUGUCAAAAUUUUCCUUGUAUUGUAAUAUGAUGCCUUUUUGGAAUGCAACAUGUU